This is a messenger RNA of Cryptomeria japonica (Japanese cedar), 1333 nucleotides long. Its product is annotated as probable aldo-keto reductase 2. The record is from RefSeq and is a predicted model, not a curated record. The coding region runs from base 136 to 1215 and encodes 359 amino acids. NCBI's taxonomy places the organism in Eukaryota, Viridiplantae, Streptophyta, Pinopsida, Cupressales, Cupressaceae. The transcript has 5 exons. Gene Ontology annotation, cellular component: cytoplasm.
UUCUGGAAAAAAACAAGCCAGGUCGGUCAUUCAAGGGUUUCCGUAGUGGUUAAGUAGGUAUACAGGAAUCAUGUCACCCUAACUGAUGUAUUAUUGUCUGGUUUAAGAAUAGCCCAGUUUAAACACAUUCUCUGCAUGCCUGCCCUCAUACAGUACAAAACAAAAGCAGAACAAGGAAAAUCAUCAGCAAUGACAGUGCCAAGAAUCAAGUUGGGAAGCCAGGGUUUUGAAGUAUCUGCACAGGGGUUUGGUAGCUGUGGCAUGACUCUCACUGCCCCAUAUGGCCCAACUCAAUCUGAACAUGAAAUGAUCUCCCUCCUUCACCAUGCUGUUUCCAAAGGCAUUACUUUUCUUGACACCUCUGAUGUCUAUGGUCCUCACACUAAUGAACUUUUCCUUGGAAAGGUAGGCUGCCUUGCAUUAACUGUAAAGCUGGCUACAAAGUUUGGGUUAAUCUUUGCAGAUGAUAAAUUAAGCAUUCAUGGAGAUCCUGCAUACGUUUGUGCUUGCUGUGAAGGGAGUCUGAAGAAGCUCGAUGUGGAUUGCAUUGAUCUUUAUUACCAACAUCGAAUUGAUACCAGAGUCCCCAUAGAAGUUACUAUUGGAGAAAUGAAGAAACUGGUUGAAGAGGGGAAAAUAAAAUACAUUGGACUUUCUGAGGCUUCUGCAUCAACAAUUCGAAGAGCCCAUGCUGUUCAUCCCAUUACAGCAGUUCAGAUAGAGUGGUCUGUGUGGAGUAGGGAUGUUGAGGAAGAAAUCAUUCCAACCUGCAGGGAGCUUGGUAUUGGAAUUGUGGCAUAUAGUCCUUUAGGCCGAGGUUUUCUCUCUUCAGGGGGAAAGAUUGCUGAAAGCUUUGCAGAUAAAGAGCUUAGAAAGAUUGUGCCAAGGUAUAUAGGAGAGAGUCUUAAAAGGAAUGAUGCUAUAUUUGAGACACUAUCAUCAAUUGCUUCAAAAAAUGGGUGUACUCCAGGGCAACUUGCACUUGCUUGGAUUCAACACCAAGGAAAUGAUGUUGUGUCAAUUCUUGGGACAACCAAAGUCAAGAACUUUGAGGAGAAUGUUGGUGCUCUUUAUGUGAAGUUGUCAAUUGAGGAAAUGAAAGAAAUAGAUGCCAAGGUAUCUUCUAAUGGUGUCUAUGGAGAUCGAUAUCAUGACAUAGAUUUUACAUGGAUGAAUUCAGAAACACCUCCUUUGUCUUCAUGGAAAGGGUUAUAGUUAGUUUUGAUUAUAUUAUCUUCAUGCACGGCUAGUUACAUGUAAGCCACAUAAAUGGAUUCCAUUUUGCUAAAAUAAGAAGGAAAUAUUAUGUCAAAGAUGAUGCAAAAAGUAUAAG